AUGGCAUCCACUGAAGACCUCCACAUUGCCAAUUUGUUCUCGCUCAAAGGCUAUGUCUGUCUCGUGACUGGAGGAGGAACCGGGAUUGGCCUCAUGGCCACCCAAGCGCUCGCAGCAAAUGGCGCCAAAGUGUACAUCACCGGACGAAGAAAGGAAGUGCUGGAAAACGCGGCGCAAAAGCACAGCCCACAGUCUCGCGACAGCAGUCUCAACGGGGAAAUCAUCCCGAUCGGCCCAUGCGAUGUGACCAAGAAGGAAGACCUUGAACGGAUUACGGCCGAGUUAGAGUCCAAGGAGAAGUAUUUGUCGCUGGUCGUCGCGGCCGCAGGUGUCUCCGGACCCAAGGGAAGACCCGACACCAGCGACGCCCACGAACUCAAGGCCAAGCUGUGGGAGGAAGACCCCGAAGCAUGGAACUCGACGUACAACACCAACGUGACGGGUGUGUUCUUCUCGGUGGUUUCAUUCCUGCCACUCUUGCAACGGGCACCGAAGGGCCAAACCAGCAGCGUCAUUGUGAUUUCCAGCAUGUCCGGCAUGAUGCGAGACUCGCAGGCUCACUUCAGCUAUAACGCCGCCAAGGCGGCCACUGCUCAUCUUUCGCGCAUGAUGAGCAAGGAGUUUGCAAAGACCGGAAUCCGCGUCAACAGUAUCGCGCCGGGCUAUUUCCCGUCCGAAAUGACCAUGAAGGGAUCCGACGAGGAUAACAAGGCCCAUAUGCCCAAGGAAAAGGUCGAGGAAAAGGGCCACAGUGUGCCGGCUGGUCGUGCAGGCAGUGAUGAGGAAAUGGCCAUGGGCGUCAUCUUCUUGUCCAAAUGUGGUUAUGUCAAUGGUGAGGUGCUGAAGUUGGAUGGUGGCGUCUUGAACGAAGUUGGCAGCUAG
Molecule: messenger RNA, 882 nt
Organism: Exophiala dermatitidis NIH/UT8656
Lineage: Eukaryota; Fungi; Ascomycota; Eurotiomycetes; Chaetothyriales; Herpotrichiellaceae
Product: gluconate 5-dehydrogenase
Exons: 3
Coding region: 1-882 (293 amino acids)
Source: RefSeq, a predicted model, not a curated record